AUGUCCCUCGAGGCUAUUUUAUUCGAUAGAUCUAACCCACAAAAUGUCACGGUGAAAGUUUUGGACCAAUUACUGCUUCCUUACACCACCAAGUAUGUCCCCAUCAACACCAUCGACGAUGGCUAUCGUGUGAUCAAGUUAAUGCAGGUGCGAGGCGCACCAGCCAUUGCCAUCGUUGGAGCACUUUCGGUACUCACAGAAACGCAGCUGCUGGGAAACGACGGUUUCAUGAAAACACAAGCGUUCUAUGAUGCGACUGAUUUCGAGACUGUGCGCUCUAGACUGAGCCAAAGACUAGCGUUUUUGCUCGACAGUAGACCUACUGCAGUAAACUUGUCAAAUGCUUUAUCUGAAAUCGAAAAAAUCUUGAGCAAGGCUUCCAGCUUGGAGGUUUUCCGCACUCAGCUUUACGACUUCAUUUGUCAGUUAAUAGACGAUGAUCUGUCAAACAAUGUGAAAAUGGGGAACAACGGCGCUGAAUUUUUGUUGAAACAGCUCGAAAAAGAGGGCUUUGAAGAUGACUUUGCUGUUCUAACCAUAUGCAACACAGGCUCUUUGGCCACGUCCGGUUACGGUACCGCUCUUGGUGUGAUUAGGUCGCUGUGGGAAGAUUCCAUGGCCAAAGUUUCCAGCGGUCAAGAGAAAGGCAAAAAACGCAAAUUCAACAGUGGGGCUGCCAAAAUGACUCAUGUUUUUCCUCUAGAAACACGUCCUUACAACCAGGGCUCGAGGUUGACCGCUUAUGAGCUUGUGCAUGACCAGAUUCCUGCCACACUGAUUCCGGACAGCUCUAUCACGUAUCGCAUAGCGACUAGUGACAUUCCAAUAAAAGCAGCAUUUGUUGGUGCUGACAGAAUUGUUCGCAACGGUGACACGGCAAACAAAAUUGGUACGUAUCAACUAGCUCUCAUUUGCAAGCAGUUCGGUGUCAGGUUUUUUGUUACUGCUCCAAAAACUACUAUCGAUAACGUCACUGAGACAGGAGCAGGUAUUGUUGUCGAAGAGCGCAAAGCGGACGAGUUUAAACACGUCUCUGGUACUGUCAUUGAUGACAUCACUGGAAUGCCACAAUUGGACAGCGACGGCAAACCUAUUGCCGGUAAAGUUGGGGUUGCUCCCGUUGGAGUGUCGGUUUGGAACCCAGCAUUUGAUGUGACGCCGCAUGAGCUGAUAGACGGGAUCGUUACCGAAUCUGGAGUUUUCACCAAGGACUCAGAGGGGAAGUUUAACCUUGCAGACCUUUUCUGA
Messenger RNA from Lachancea meyersii CBS 8951, 1248 nucleotides. NCBI's taxonomy places the organism in Eukaryota, Fungi, Ascomycota, Saccharomycetes, Saccharomycetales, Saccharomycetaceae. The record is from the annotation of a GenBank genome assembly.